Messenger RNA from Paralichthys olivaceus (Japanese flounder), 2057 nucleotides. It is a transcript of the gene ppic, whose product is annotated as peptidylprolyl isomerase C. The record is from RefSeq and is a predicted model, not a curated record. Gene Ontology annotation, molecular function: peptidyl-prolyl cis-trans isomerase activity. Gene Ontology annotation, biological process: protein peptidyl-prolyl isomerization; protein folding. NCBI's taxonomy places the organism in Eukaryota, Metazoa, Chordata, Actinopteri, Pleuronectiformes, Paralichthyidae.
UCAUCCCUCCUUUCCUCUGCCCUGUUUCGUCCUCUCCUCCUCCCUCCCUUCUUUAUCUCCUCUCUCCUUUCCUCUCUCCUUCUCCUAUCUUGCGUCUUCUCCUCCUCUUCCUCUCCUCCUCAGUAGGCGGAGCUCUGACACAGAGCCGGCCCUCUGCAGGGGGAGUGGUGUGGUGAUGUAUCCGCGUCAGGAGCUCUGAUUCCCGGGUAGCCUCUGAGCGGUGACUCGCUGAGAUUUCUCCCGGUCCUGGUGCUCUCUCCCAGCGGAGAGCUGCUCUCUGUCUCCCCGCUGAUGAUGGAGCUCCUCCCGGUUGUCCUCCUGCUGUCUGCCGCCUGUCUGCAGCCCGGCUCCGCUGCAGUGACACGGUCAGGACCGAAAGUCACCGAGAAGGUGUUUUUUGACAUCACAGUGUCGGGUCAUGAGGUUGGGCGGAUCGUCAUCAGCCUGUUUGGAGAGGUCGUCCCUCUUACUGUCAAUAACUUUGUUGCCCUGGCAACCGGAGAGAAAGGUUACGGCUACAAAGGAACAAAGUUCCACAGAGUAAUUAAAGACUUCAUGAUCCAGGGAGGAGACUUCACUGCUGGAGACGGAACUGGAGGUCACAGCAUCUACGGGACGACUUUUGCAGAUGAAAACUUUAAACUGAAGCACUUAGGAGCUGGAUGGGUGAGUAUGGCGAAUGCCGGGCCGGACACAAACGGGUCUCAGUUCUUCAUCCUGGCCUCCAAGGCUCUGUGGCUGGACGGGAAACACGUGGUCUUUGGGAAGGUCCUGGACGGGAUGGCUGUGGUUCACACCAUCGAGCUGCAGGACACCAACGACAGGAACCUGCCGUACACCGAGUGCGUGAUCGUCAACAGCGGCAGGAUUCCGGUCAAAGAGCCGUUCGUGGUGGAGGUGGAGGGCUGGUAACAGAAUGUGAUGAUGAAAUACUGGUGAUGGAUCACAAAUCAUUUGCCAAUCUCACAUUUUCAUUUUAUUACUUUUGCGUAAAGACAGCAGCUCAUAAAGCCGGAUGUUGGUUUGAAUAGUUUGACACCAGAACCUUAGGUCAACAGAAUUUUUCAUCUUGAAGGAAAACUUUAUGAAAGUGAAACAACGUUUCUGCAGAUCCUCCUGAAUCUUCCACACCGGAUCUUUAAAAUAGGAAACGUUUGAUCAAAGUUUUAAGAAGAAUCAGAACCUGAACUAGUUCCUGUCCCAGCGAAUAUUUGAAAAGUUUUGAUAUUCGCGGUACAGACACAUUUCAGCUGGUAUCACAAACACUCUGGGCUCGAACUCUCGUCCCAAUUAGCAAGAUAACGUGAAGCGUUUCAUACAGGACGUUAGCAUGUUACGUGUCACAAAGACUAGAUGUAACAUGCUCAGCGUUAGCGGGGGUUUCGUAACAGGAAACUGACUGAAGAGCGUGUCUGAUAAUAAUAAUAAUAAUUUUAUAAUGUUUGGUGCUGUGAAUCAAACACGACGAAUAUCAUGAAACUUGCACUUACACAAUAACUAUGUAGCUCCUCGUGAAUCUCUUAUUGCCAAAUCAUUCUCAGUUGCCAAACUUCCUGACAUUUCCUAUGCAUUGAAUAUUUAAAUAUCGUCAUUUUAAUAAACAUAUGCAAACAAAGAGAGAAACAAACUGUAGCAGGUGUCAAACAUCAUUCUGGCACUAAAAUUAUUUAGGAUCUUCUUCUUUCAUGUCUUGAUUUGAACUAUUUGUCUUCCGGAUGAAUUAUGCACUGUAUCAUGUGAGUAAAAAAAACUGCAGCACAAAUUGCACAGAAAGAAAAAUAUUGUUAAAGUGUGGAAACGAGAAUUAAUAUUGUCUGAUACUGUUUAGUUUCAAUAAUGAAUAUAAAUGUUGAACCAUGUGACUGCGUCAGUGAACCUGACAGUUAAUUCCUGCGAGUUGUUUUUAAUGUUGUCUCUAAUAAAGUUUGAACUAAUCUUCCUCAUGCCACUGAAGCUAACGCAGCAUUAAAAACCAAACAUAUCAAACGUUAUGUUUCCAUUAUUUAUAUUAACAGAAGAGUGUGAACAGCUGUGUUUUCUACAAUAAACUGAAAAAA